AUUACCCUGAAUAAUACGAACUUUCACUGAUUUUCCUACAAUAAUACGAACUUUCAAUUAACCAUGAAUAAUACGAACUUUGAUACUUGUUUCCCGCUGGCAUAACUUACCUGUUGUUAACCUAGAGAAACGGUAAAAUGUGAUUUUCUUCUUCAUUUGCUGCAUCAGUAGGCUGGUUAUUUCGACAGCCAUAAUCUAAACUUGCUCAUCUUCCUCAAUUGCUCUCUCUCCUCUUCCAAUUUAAUUACUUCUUCCAACAUCUAAUUUUUUUUUUCCCUUUUCAUUAUAAUCUCUAAAUUAAUUUGUUAUUUAACAUGUAUUCUCCUCCGUCAUCAUCUCAAUCUAGAACUUCAAUUGCAAAAGGAAUUCCUUUAUGUAAACAUGGUGUUCAUGCUAAAUUACAAGUAGUCAAAAAUGGAGCAAGGGUUGGUGAGAGGUUUUACGGAUGUGCAUUUUGGCCAGCACAAGAUUGCAAAUUUUUUAAGUGGGAAAAAGAUGUAGAGUAUACAAGUGAAAUUUCUUCUUGUUUGGAAGAAGAGAAAGCUAUGUUGAUUGGCAAAAUAAGGAAAUUGAAGGCUAAGAAUGCGAAGUUGAAAGAAAGCGAAGCUAUGUUGAAAUUGAAAGUUGUUGAAUAUGUAAACGCACAUAAAGCGUUAAGUUUUGUACUUGUUGCAUCAUGGGUUUUAUUUGUAUUGUUCUUAUUUAUGUCAAGCUAAGUUUAAGAAUUUGGUCAUGUAAUGGAACUUUAUGUAUUGAAAAUCCAAUGUUUUUGAUAAUUUUCAAUAAUUACCUUUACAUACAUAAGCAUUUGUUACACACAAAAGAGCUAAAACCCUUACAUACAUAAUUUUCAAUGAUGUUUUUGAACAAUGCCGUAAUCCGUAGAUUAU
Messenger RNA from Amaranthus tricolor (Joseph's coat), 890 nucleotides. RefSeq lists its product as uncharacterized. Gene Ontology annotation, molecular function: zinc ion binding. The record is from RefSeq and is a predicted model, not a curated record. Bases 315 to 716 code for a protein of 133 amino acids. The transcript has 2 exons. Lineage: Eukaryota; Viridiplantae; Streptophyta; Magnoliopsida; Caryophyllales; Amaranthaceae.